ACCACUUUUUGUCAUGGUCAGCGUCACUCAUUCCCACAAAAAAACUCUUUUUUUUUUCUUUCUAAAAAUAUAUAUACUUCUGAAAUUCCUAAUGGUCUAAGCAUUUAUUCCCAGAUAGGUAUACAGAGAGAGAGAGAGAGAAAGCUUCUCUUAAACUCCUUUUCAGUGGUAGUGGAGCAGAACAAUGGAGAAUCUGCCUCUUGGGUACCGUCCCAACGUUGGUGUUUGCCUCAUUAACUCUGAUGAUCAGGUUUUUGUUGCUUCAAGAUUGAAUGUUCCCGGAGCAUGGCAGAUGCCUCAGGGAGGAAUUGAAGAGGGUGAAGAACCUAAGUUGGCAGCUAUUAGAGAACUGCGAGAAGAAACUGGGAUUGUAUCGGCUGAAAUCAUUGCUGAGGUUCCAAAUUGGUUGACUUAUGACUUCCCUCCAGCUGUGAAGACCAAAGUCAAUCGUCUCUGGGGAGGCGAAUGGCAUGGACAAGCACAAAAGUGGUUUCUUAUGAGAUUAACAAAAGAUGAGAGUGAGGUGAACUUAGCUACUGGUGAAGCAGAACCAGAAUUUUCAGAGUGGAAAUGGGCAACCCCAGAAGAAGUUAUCGAGCAAGCAGUGGACUACAAGAGGCCAACAUAUGAGGAAGUUAUGAAACAUUUCAAGCCUUACUUCAUAAAUGAACAAUCGGCUAAAUGUAAAUCAACAAAAUGGUGAAUGUUGUUGUGAGUGUUUGUUGUUGUUGUUGUUGUUGUUAGUUUAUUUUGCCCAUUAAGUUUGGUUUCAAUGGAGCUAGCUCUGCUUCUUGUAAAUGGAUAUAUGACGAAACUUCAAAUUAGUGGUUGCUUUGUUACAAGACAAUAAAUCCUUUUUUUGCACAAAAAGAAAA
Messenger RNA from Cannabis sativa, 875 nucleotides. Its product is annotated as nudix hydrolase 25. Gene Ontology annotation, molecular function: bis(5'-adenosyl)-pentaphosphatase activity; guanosine-3',5'-bis(diphosphate) 3'-diphosphatase activity. Bases 185 to 703 code for a protein of 172 amino acids. NCBI's taxonomy places the organism in Eukaryota, Viridiplantae, Streptophyta, Magnoliopsida, Rosales, Cannabaceae. Gene Ontology annotation, biological process: ribose phosphate metabolic process; nucleoside phosphate metabolic process. The record is from RefSeq and is a predicted model, not a curated record. Gene Ontology annotation, cellular component: chloroplast. The transcript is spliced from 6 exons.